GCUUUUGAGAAGUCCGUAUAAGAAGCCAGGUGGUUAUUUAGGAUUCUAGAGCCAGAAGAUAGACACAAGCUCAAAUAAACAGUAAAUCUAAGCUAGCGUACAACACCUACCCAGUGUAGGUGCAACACGGCCGAGCCGAGCAGACCCGAUCUGGGCCGCCGCCGCACUUUCCACCUCCAAUCCACCCGCCGUGCACCGCCAGAUGUCCAUAUCCCCACGGCCGCCGUGCGUUGUCGCCCGGGCCGUCCCAGCCGAUGGCCGCGGCCCCCAGCGGCGGCAGCGGCGAGGAGGAGGAGGUGGGGGUGGACUGGCAGCACGUUGAGAUCUGCCAGUAUAAAUCUCUCGUCUUCGAGUGCCCCCGCGGGCUCUACCGCAGCCCCGUCCCCGUCCCCGAGGCCGACAGCCGGCGCCGCCGCGUGCUCCUCCGCCUCCGCGAAAAGUACCUCCGAGAGCUCGCUCGCUGGGAGGCCCUUGCCUCCCAACACAUCGUCCCGCGCCCCGCUCCCCUGCCGCCUCCUCCCCAAGAUUCUUCUGCGGCUCCCCAUCCCGCCGCUGCCGCCACAACCUCAGCUUUCGCCCUUGACGACCUCCUCACCCAGGUAGAGCUGCAGGAGCAGCUGCUCAAGAAGGUGACCGAGUUAUGCGACGAGCUGGACGCGCUCUGCAAUGCGGGAGAGUCGGACAUGGUGGAUGCCAUUACCGUGUUGCCGGUGUGGGGCGACCCGCGGGGACUCAUGAAGUCGCUGUGUUCAGAUGAGUAGGCUGUGUCCCUGGUACCAGCUACUCUAGUGGCUGAUAAUGGCGCGCCUAAUGACCUCUUGAGCCCCUUUCGACGGUAAUUAUUUCCUCCUAGUGUAAAGAUAAGCUAAUUGAUGCUCUUCCUAGUCCAGAUGAGAUCGGUGCAGGGAAAAGUUGACAGUAUUGUGGAGAGGCAUGGUUGAGGCCUCAUUUUCUUCUGAUUCUUCUGGUAGUGGCCUUCUUGAGUUUCUUGUUGAUGUGAUCAGUCGUCUAGUCGUGUGCAUUCAUCGUAUCAGGGAGCAGAUGGAAAUCGUCGACAACAACGCCAGAGCCACGGUUGUGCCUGCCGUUCUAAAAAAAAAAAAACUUGUGCCUUUGUUGUCCUCUGAGGCGUAGUGACUGAAGCUCUGCUGCCGAGCGCCAAAAAUCUUUUCAUUGCCUCAUCGACACGCUUCUGAAUAUCGUCUGCUUUCUCUCGAGCCUGCAUGUACCUAUCUUCCAUCAGUGUCCUAAACGACUGAAAUCUGCAGCUCUUCAUUUGCUUUCUCAGGAUCAAGGAUGAAUUGAAUUGGGUUUCUAAUUUAAUUUUGAUGAAAUAAAAUCGUUCUCUGGUUCCAA
This is a messenger RNA of Phragmites australis (common reed), 1356 nucleotides long. RefSeq lists its product as uncharacterized. The transcript is spliced from 2 exons. The record is from RefSeq and is a predicted model, not a curated record. NCBI's taxonomy places the organism in Eukaryota, Viridiplantae, Streptophyta, Magnoliopsida, Poales, Poaceae. Bases 255 to 761 code for a protein of 168 amino acids.